CCCAGGAUCUCGAUUACAAUGGGCACAGGCGCCCGCUAGUGCGGUCGGGAAAAGGGUUAUAAGCCCCGCACGGAGGCAUCGACCCCAGGCCUUCCUGCAGUCCCCUCUUUGCGCACCGAGAGUCUCCCUGCAGACACUUGUGCUCCGUCAAGAUGAAUCCAGAGAGACAGGGCGUGUUCCAAAACAUCCGGGUCUACUGGCUCGCGUUCAUUGUGUACUGGGGCAUCGUCCUCUUCGGUUAUGAUACUGGUGUCGGAGGUGGUGUCGUCUCGCAGACCUAUUUCCAGACGUACUUCGGCCUCGUGAAUAACGAUGGCUCGAUCAACAAGGCCAAGGCGGACGAUGUCUCUUCCAAUGUAGUGUCCGUUCUGCAGGCUGGUGCCUUCUUCGGUGCCUUGGGAAGUGCCCCCAUCUCCUCUGCAAUUGGACGGAAAUUCACUCUCCUGAUUUUCACCAUUGUCUUCGCGGUUGGUGCUAUCCUCCAAACCAUUGCCGGCGGGUCGCGGGGUCUCGGUUACAUUUAUGGCGGUCGAGUUGUUGCUGGUGUUGGCAUCGGAGCCAUCUCAGCCGUCGCGCCUGCCUUCGUCUCUGAGUGCUGCCCCAAGGAAGUGCGUGGCCGUAUCACUGGGUUCUUCCAGAUCAUGGUCGCCGUUGGUGUCAUGCUCUCCUACUUCAUCAACCUUGGUAUCAGCCUUCACAUCAGUAGCGGUCCCGCGAUUUGGCGCAUUCCCUUUGGCUUCCAGCUGGUUCCAGCUGGCAUCAUGGCCUUCGGCUUGCUUACGGUCAAGGAGUCGCCCCGUUGGCUGGCGUCCAAGGGUCGUGACGCCGAGGCUCUGAAGAACAUCGCGUACCUCCGUCGCCUCAGCCCUGACCACCCGAUCGUCCGCGAGGAGAUGGCUGAGAUUGAGGCCGCUAUCCAGGAGGAGCGUGCCGCACGGAACGGUCUCGGGCUCCGCGAGGCGAUUUUUGGCAAGGGCAACCUCAUCCGGUUUGUCAUCGCCAUCGUCAUCUUCAUCCUUCAACAAUGGAGCGGCCAGAACUCCGUCAACUACUACGCACCGCAGAUCUUCGAGUCGAUCGGCUAUACCGGCACUUCUGAGUCGCUGCUCGCGUCAGGAAUCUACGGUAUUGUCAAGGUUGUCGCGACCACCAUCUUCGUGUUCUUCCUCGCGGAUUCUCUCGGCCGUAAGCGAUCGCUGUUCAUCUCGUCGGUGGGCAUGGGCGUUAUGUUCUUCAUUAUCGGCGCCCUUCUCAAGACGCACCCACCGAAUCCUGAUGCGGCAACCCCGGCUCCUUCGUCGAAGGCUAUGGCCGCGAUGCUCUACAUUUAUGUCUGCUUCUAUUCGCUGGGCUGGGGCCCCUUGCCUUGGGUCUACGUCGCAGAUAUCUUCCCAACGCGGACACGGCACUACGGUCUCGCCACGGCGUCUGCAUCUCAGUGGCUUUUCAACUUUGUGCUCUCCAAGGUGACGCCGUCCAUGGUCACCGCUCUGGGCUUCAAGCUCUUCCUCAUGUUCGCCGCAAUAAACAUCGGCGGCAUGGCGACAUUCGCUGCGCUCAUCCCCGAGACAAAAGGCCGGUCACUGGAGGAAAUGGAUAUCAUUUUCGGCUCCGUGCAGGCCGAAAAGCGGCAAGCCGACAUCCUCAAGCAGGAGCGCGCGCUGGACCACGAGGUCAACGAGACGCAUUCCGUGCGGUCCGACCUAGAGAAGUCGUGAGCCGGCGAGAGUCCGUUUGUGUGCGACAAGGGCGUCGCUCUGUAGUGAUUCUCGGCACCCAUGUCCUUGGUCUACUAUUGCCAGUGUACGAGUAUCGAUGCCUUUGUCACGGCCCUCAGUUCAUGCUCGACGACCUGUGUUGUUUGAUGAGUAUCUUAUUAGUAGCCUAUCUCCGUCCUGGAAUAUGUUGUAUCAUUAGUGAAUCCAUUAUACACCAGCGCAAAGCCGGACUGGAUGAAAUUUUGGAGCAAAA
This is a messenger RNA of Fomitopsis serialis, 1971 nucleotides long. Its product is annotated as general substrate transporter. Gene Ontology annotation, biological process: transmembrane transport; carbohydrate transport. NCBI's taxonomy places the organism in Eukaryota, Fungi, Basidiomycota, Agaricomycetes, Polyporales, Fomitopsidaceae. The coding region runs from base 153 to 1718 and encodes 521 amino acids. The record is from RefSeq and is a predicted model, not a curated record. Gene Ontology annotation, cellular component: membrane. Gene Ontology annotation, molecular function: carbohydrate:proton symporter activity. The transcript is spliced from 10 exons.